AUGUUGCGAAGUUCAACAAACAUUGAUAAUAACGACGACGAUGAAAAAAAAUCAGAAGAAGAAAAAAAAAAUUGUUUUAAUAUUAUAACAACCACUUCCGAACCUUCAUCUUCGACGGAUAAAUUAAAACAAAAUGAUACCCUACAGCAAUAUCAAUCAUCAACAUCAUCAUCAUCAUCAUCAUCUUUGACAAAUUUAUCUCGUAUACACGAAACAUUUUUACAAAGAUCUCUUCAAAGUAUAGCAAUAUCUUUGCAAAGCACCAUCGUGACUGCUCUUCAACAAGCUGCAUUACUUCCGGCAAAAAGUCCAGCAGCAACAGCUUUAAAUUUACAAGCUUUAGAAUCUUACGUCGCACUUCGAAGAUUAACAACAACCGUUGGUACAAACGAAACGGAAAAUAAUUAUCCGACGGCUCCGAUAGAUUCUAAUUUACCUCAACAUGGUUCAAAUAAUGAUGAUGAUGAUGAUGAUGAUGAGGAUGAUGAGGAUCAAACAUCGUCGGAAGAAUCUAUAAAAUCGACAAAAAUAAACGAAUCACGUGAAACGUGUCAAUCUAAAAACGUCUUAGAACGAAUAACGAAAUUUUUUAAAGAAAAAAAAAAAGAUCAAAUAAUUAAUAAUCCGACGAACGAUUCGGAAAAUCGAACGUCAUCGGUUAUACCAAUUGUGACGUCAUCAACAACAACGUCUACUCCCGUUCCGGUAUCUUCUUCUUCUUCUGCGACAUCGACGACUAGACCAAAGAGGCAAUUUAUUUGUAAAUAUUGUAAUAGGCAAUUUACAAAAUCUUACAAUUUAUUAAUACACGAAAGAACUCACACGGAUGAGAGGCCAUAUUCGUGCGACAUUUGUAACAAAGCGUUCAGACGACAGGAUCAUUUAAGAGAUCAUAGGUACAUACACAGCAAAGAAAAACCAUUUAAAUGUGGUGAAUGCGGAAAAGGUUUUUGCCAAUCUAGAACUUUAGCCGUCCAUAAAAUCCUUCACAUGGAAGAAUCUCCGCACAAAUGUCCAGUUUGUAGCAGAAGCUUUAAUCAAAGGUCAAAUUUAAAAACUCACCUUUUGACCCACACUGAUAUAAAACCUUAUCAUUGUACAAUGUGUGGAAAAGUAUUUAGACGUAAUUGCGAUUUAAGACGUCAUAGUUUGACGCAUAAUUUUGUCGUUUCUUCUUCUUCUGAAUCAUCUGCAACGACGACGACGAUAACAACUGAUAAUUGUAAUCCAGGUACGUCAUCGUCAUCGUUUUUAUUGACGUCAUCAGAUAAUUUUUUUAAAAAAGACUGA
Pediculus humanus corporis (human body louse) is the source of this 1290-nucleotide messenger RNA. RefSeq lists its product as uncharacterized. Gene Ontology annotation, biological process: embryonic hindgut morphogenesis; embryonic pattern specification; regulation of transcription by RNA polymerase II. Gene Ontology annotation, cellular component: nucleus. The transcript is spliced from 2 exons. Bases 1 to 1290 code for a protein of 429 amino acids. NCBI's taxonomy places the organism in Eukaryota, Metazoa, Arthropoda, Insecta, Psocodea, Pediculidae. Gene Ontology annotation, molecular function: RNA polymerase II transcription regulatory region sequence-specific DNA binding; DNA-binding transcription factor activity, RNA polymerase II-specific. The record is from RefSeq and is a predicted model, not a curated record.